Molecule: messenger RNA, 1322 nt
Organism: Acanthopagrus latus (yellowfin seabream)
Lineage: Eukaryota; Metazoa; Chordata; Actinopteri; Spariformes; Sparidae
Gene: ppa1a
Product: inorganic pyrophosphatase 1a
Exons: 11
Coding region: 98-964 (288 amino acids)
Biological process (GO): phosphate-containing compound metabolic process
Cellular component (GO): cytoplasm
Molecular function (GO): inorganic diphosphate phosphatase activity; magnesium ion binding
Source: RefSeq, a predicted model, not a curated record
CCUCUGCCUCGAUGACUGCCUGUCAGUCAGGAGCCUCUUAGUGAUCCUGGAUCAGUGCUCGGACCGACAGAGGGAGAGUCUGACAGCAGCGACGGACAUGAGCUUCAGCGUCGAGGAGAGGGGCAGGCCCAACACGCAGGACUACAGGGUGUUUUUCAAAAACUCUGCAGGCAAGUACGUCUCCCCUUUCCACGACAUCCCCGUCUACGCAAAUGAAGCAGAGAAUAUCUUUCACGCCGUUGUGGAGGUUCCAAGAUGGACAAAUGCAAAGAUGGAGAUCGCCACCAAAGAUCCUCUCAACCCGCUGAAACAAGACCUGAAGAAGGGGAAUCUCCGUUACGUAGCGAACGUGUUUCCUCACAAAGGCUACAUCUGGAAUUAUGGAGCUAUUCCACAGACAUGGGAGGACCCCCACCACAAGGACAGCGACACAGGAUGCUGCGGCGACAAUGAUCCUAUUGAUAUAUGUGAUAUUGGAAAUAAGGUGUGCUCUCGAGGAGAAAUAAUCAAAGUGAAGGUGUUGGGAACUCUGGCUCUGAUCGAUGAGGGGGAAACAGACUGGAAGGUCAUUGUGAUCAAUACAGAAGACCCUGAAGCUGCCGACUUUAAUGAUAUUGAUGAUGUCAGACGACUUAAGCCUGGAUACCUGGAGGCGACUUUUGAUUGGUUCAAACGGUAUAAAGUCCCGGAUGGGAAGCCUGAAAACCAGUUUGCUUUCAACGGAGAGUUCAAGGACAGGGACUUUGCCAUUAAAACAAUCAAGAGCACCCACGAGUUCUGGAAGGCACUGAUUUCUAAGAAGACUGACGCUGGGGAGUUAAACUGUAUGAACACCAGUGUGUCAGACAGUCCGUUCUGCUGCUCAGCCGGGGAUGCAGAGACUGUUGUCAAGUCUGCCAGUGCUUUUGGAGCUGAAGAACCUAUUCCGAGUUCAGUUGACAAAUGGUUCUAUUAUGAAAAGUAAGGAGGGAAUCCCAGGGCAGAAACCUUCACUCCUCCCAGCACUUCUGUCUUUCUUCACCUGAUUUAGGUCACAUUUCUUUUGCUUCUAUUAUAGGUUGCUGAUAUUUAGUCCUAUGGUUCCUCAUGUAGAGUCAUUUCAUUCAUCUUCUGAUCUUUACAUUUGCCUAAUGCUGUGUGAUUUUAAAUUGUUGUUGUUUCUGCAAUCACUUUGUUGAAGCUAAUGUGGUUUCAAAUAAAGAAUGAAGCCUGCUUCUUUUAUUUUCACUUCUUCUUGGAUGUCUGAUGCUGUUGUUGUCAAAACUGCCCGCCAGUAAUUUCAAGCUUGACAGAACAUUAUAAUAAACCACCGUAAAGCCCGA